AUGUCACUGUCAAUUCCCCUCCCCACAUCGGGCCCGUCUCUACCCCCGUCGCCACCACAGAACAUGUCCACGCUGGCAGCAGCGUGCAACGACGACUCGGGCAAGUCGCGAGCAGGCUCGCCGGCGUCCGUGUGCCCCAACUCGCCCCCGACCCCGCCGUUCAAGGAGGUCACCUGUCAGGGCGACAUGGACCACAUGGACGUGACCGAAGACCUGCUGACGGAAAGAGAAGCCCAGUCGCAAGACGCCCCGCCACACGAUACCCAAACGGCGCCACCGACCCCGGCGGUCGCGGACGCGGUGCUUUCAACCUCCACCUCGGCCCUGCCGUCGCCCCCACUGCGAAAGUCGGCGCUGCUGGACUCGGCCAACUGGUCCAUUCUGACCCACUCCCCCCCAGUCAUUGGCAUAGACACAAAAACACUCGUGGAUGCCAUUGACUUCCAUUACUCCACACGACUCCCCCGGGUGGAUAAAAUGUUCCCCUGGCUCCACGGCCUGCACCCCAGCAACGUGAACCAGCGCACCUUCCUGCACCCCAACCGUCGCGUCAACAAGGAGUUCACCACCGAGUUCAUCCCCAACAACUCGUCGUUCCCAGUGUCGCAGGCGCCGGGAGCCUCCACCCCGCUGCCCUCCCACAAGGACAUCCCGUCCGAAGUGCGCGGACUCAUCAUCGUCAAGGCCAACAGACGGCAGGUCGCCGCAAACACCCCCGUGCAGUACAACGGGUUUGGCCACGCCAUGAAGGGCGAAACCCUCAGAGAGGCCCGCCACUCGGGCUCCAUCAUCGGCACCAUCUUCCUGGAGGACUUUUUGGAGGGCGACGCGGAAAAGGAAGACUUCCAGGACAAGUUCAAGUUUCUGGACGCGCCCGAGGGCAUCUCGCUGCGAAAGUUCCAGAUCCAGGUCGCCAAGUGGGCUGUCAUCUCCGACAUUGUGCUGUACGACUCGGCCGAGGGUCUCACCCCGCGGCUACUCAGGCUCGCCGAAAUCGUGUCUGGCGCUCAGCGACGGUUUGCCGCUGAGAAUGAAAAGCUCCACCAGGUCUACCGCACCUUUGUGUUCACGGACUCCAUCACCCAGCUGGAGCAGGAGGCCCCCCACACUGUCACCAUGUCGCACAAUCUCUCCCCCGACGAGAUUGACGAGCAACGGCUCAAGAACUGGGAUGCCAACCUUCUAUUCCAUGAGCGGGUCGAGAUCUCUAUGAUGUCUACCGCCACUCCUAUCGCCUGCGACGUGUGGCUGGGAAACACAACCGACUUUGAUGCGUACACAGCAUCUCUGUCUGCAGCCAAGCAGGCCAAGCAGGUCAAUAAGCAUCACGGCGACAUUGAUGCGGCCGCAGUCAAGGCCCCCGCCAACUGGGUGACCAUUAUUGACUGCCAGGAAAAUGCCCGACUAGUUCCCCUGGCUGUGUUAGACCAGUACAUUCGGGAGGCUGAGGCAUGCAUUGUCGACCCCUCCCGACGACUCUCGCCUCUCCAGCUAGGCUUCCCCUCUUCGGGAUCAAUUCCCAUCCAAGCCCUGACCCCCGAAAACGUCUAUUCCAUCAUUAACGUGUGCAAACUCAUCUAUUUGCGAUCUAAAUGCACAUAUGGAGGCAAGCCUGCCGCAUCUCUAGUCUUUUGCAAUGAUGGAUAUACUGAGACGUCGCUUCUGGCGCUCAUUUUUCUCAUGUACUCCACCGGAUGCCGUGCCCCUCAAGCGUGGGUUGAUUUGCAUGUACAGUACAAGCGGCCGUUCUUCUGCUUCCCCAUUGAUGUGACUGUGGCGUCUGCUCUUCAGACUGCUUUGCACAAGUACUCGCCUGCUCUAAACGAGAAGCUCUCUUCUGGAGCAGAGUACACUGGCAUGCCCCCCAACCUUAUGUUCCUAUCGGACGAUGAGGAUAACGGCUCUGUGCGACAUGAAGACUCGUGGUUCAACCACUUUGACGGCUCCGUGCCCUCUCGAAUCCUGCCGCAUUUGUACCUCGGCUCCUUGGAUCAUGCUUCCAACCACGGUUUGAUUCAGAAGCUUGGAAUCAAGCGGAUCCUGUCUGUUGGAGAGCCUGUGCCUUGGGCUAUGGCCGAGGAUGCUGAUGAAGACGAGGAGAUUGACCUGGAGGAGGAGGCUCGCAAGGUGGCCCAUGAUCCAGAUCUUGUUAAGCUGGUGCGACAGACUCAGGAGCGUCGAGAGGCCCGAAAGCAUCUCUCUCGCGUGCUGUACGUGUCCAACAUCCAGGACGAUGGCAUUGACGAGAUCACCGACUCGCUAGCGCAGUGCCUGGACUUUUUGGACGAGGGAUACCGGCUGGGUGAAAUGACGCUGGUGCAUUGCCGAGUGGGAGUUUCUCGGUCGGCUACGGUUUGCAUUGCGGAGGUCAUGAAGCGGCUUGGCGUGGGGCUUCCGCGAGCGUACCUGUUUGUGCGUGUGCGGCGGCUCAACGUCAUCAUCCAGCCCAACCUGCGGCUCAUGUACGAGCUUGUCAAGUGGGAGGAGCGUCAUCGGGAUCAAGGUGAGGGCUGGUUGCGAGAGGUUGACUGGCACAUUCUCUGUCGUGAGAUUGCCAACAUGAACCGGGUUUAUAUUCCCGAGUAA
Messenger RNA from Yarrowia lipolytica CLIB122, 2586 nucleotides. RefSeq lists its product as uncharacterized. The record is from RefSeq and is a predicted model, not a curated record. Lineage: Eukaryota; Fungi; Ascomycota; Dipodascomycetes; Dipodascales. Gene Ontology annotation, biological process: protein dephosphorylation; nuclear DNA replication. Gene Ontology annotation, molecular function: protein tyrosine/serine/threonine phosphatase activity.